This is a messenger RNA of Colias croceus (clouded yellow), 2379 nucleotides long. Its product is annotated as juvenile hormone esterase-like. The record is from RefSeq and is a predicted model, not a curated record. The coding region runs from base 161 to 1753 and encodes 530 amino acids. NCBI's taxonomy places the organism in Eukaryota, Metazoa, Arthropoda, Insecta, Lepidoptera, Pieridae. The transcript is spliced from 3 exons.
AUUUGAAUGUUCUGGACUCGAAUACUUGUAUAAGUUUUAGGUCCACUUACCACUAUUUAUAACGUUUCGUUUAGUAGUAGAAUUGUCGAGUUCAAUUUGCAUGUAGCGAUAGACAAACGAAAUAUUUACCUCACAAGUAUUGUAUCUUAAAUAACGGAAAAUGUCUCAGCCGGUCGUCGAAGUUUCCGAAGGGAAACUUCAAGGAAAGAUACGUGAAAGUGAUAGCGGCUCUAAGUUCUUUGCCUUCAAAAGCAUUCCAUUUGCCAAACCCCCAAUCAACGAGCUUAGAUUUGCGCCUCCCUCACCACCAGAGCCAUGGGAAGGAGUUCGCGAUGCUACGAAAGAAUGCAACAUAUGUCCCCAGCUUGAUAAAGAUACUUUAAAAGUAGUGGGUGAUGAAGACUGUCUGUAUAUGAACAUUUAUACACCAACCCUCCCAUCGUCUAAUUCGGUACCACUUCCUGUUAUGGUUUUCCUACAUGGAGGUGGCUUUAUAUUUGGUAGUGGGACUGAUGAUUCUGUUCAUGGACCAGAUUAUUUAAUAGAGAAAGAUGUAGUUGUUGUAAGCUUAAAUUACCGCUUAGGAAUUCUAGGUUUUCUGUGCUUGGAUACCAAGGACGCCCCAGGAAAUAUGGGUCUUAAAGAUCAAGUUCAAGCGUUAAAAUGGAUACAGCAAAAUAUAAAUAGUUUUAAUGGUGACCCAAACAAUGUUACUAUUUUUGGUUUUAGUGCAGGAGGCGCAUCUGUUGAAUAUCUACUUUUAUCUCCUAUGGCUAAAGGAUUGUUCCACAAAGCAAUUGCACAUUCUGGGUCCUCCCUACUGCACUGGGCUCAAACAUCAAGAGUAAAGAAAUUGGCUGCUUUAAUUCCUGUUAUGAAGAAAACUGUUGUGGCCGAUGACAAUGCCUUACUCAAAUACUUGAAAGAUUUAUCAACGCAAGAGUUAAUAUCAGCAUCUAUGAUGGUUUUGGCUGUCGAUAAAUUUAGGGGAGGUAUGAAUUUUGGUUUUGUGCCCACAGUUGAGAAGACAGGUGACUGGGAACCUUUUAUAAGCAAGUCAACUUAUGAUAUGCUGGCUCAGGGAGAGUUCAAUAAGGUUCCAUAUAUUUCUGGUUUUUGUGACCGUGAGGGAUUAUUAAUGAUUUCACAUGGUGCUCCAAUAUUGGAGAAAUUAGCAAAGGAAAAAGACUUUGUAUCAUAUCUUCCAUUCUCAUUGGAUCCAACUGAAAAAGUAGAGAUGGAGACAAGACUUAAAGCUAUAUAUUUGGAGGGAGAGAAGAAGUAUGAUGAUGUGGAUUCCUUUGCAAUUGAUUUCUUCACUGAUGCUGAUUUCUUAGGCGGCUUGUAUGUAUCAACAAUGUUGAUAGCUAAGCAUAAUUCUCCGGUAUACUUCUAUGAGUUUGCAUAUGAUGGAAAUCUAAAUUACGUAAAGAAAAAAUUUAAGACAAAUAGAGCAGGAGCAUGUCAUGGGGAUGAUGGAGGAUAUCUUAUUAGGAGUGAAAUACUAAAAGAUAAGUUAUCUGAAACUGAUAUACUUGUGAAAGAGCGAUUAUGUACUAUGUGGAGCAACUUUGCUAAGUUUGGAAAUCCCACACCAAAAACAGAUGAGAUUAUCUCUACUAUAUGGGAGCCCAUUGCUGAAACGGGGCUUACUUAUCUACAUAUUGGAAAAGAUCUCACAAAUAAACAGGAAUUGUAUCCAAAGCGAACGAGGCUGUACAAAGAACUUUAUGAAAAGAAGUAUAAACCAUAACAAAAUUAAUCAGACAAGUAUUGUAUUGAUUUCUUUUUUAUUUUUUAUAUCUAAAAUAUAUAUCUUGCAAUUUUAAGGUGCUAGAAUGAAGUGUGUCAAAGUAAUAGUGUAGUGUAGUUUGUAGUGGAGUUUCUUUUCAAGAAUUUAACUACUAAAAGUAGUUAUUUUGUAAUUUUUGCCUUACCUUUAUACUUAUAUGUCGUGGCCAUAUCAUGAUGUGGCUUGAGCAGAUCAAUGAUAAGAAAUCAUUUCUCGAUAUGGCCAACUAAACGAGCGGUUUUUUCAUGAAAUGAUCAAAAUUAUUUGAUCAUAUCGUAAAGUAGUUACAUUAAUCAUUGGUAGAGGCGCUGCAAGCGCUAUGUAUAUGUGUGCAGAUGGCGGCCGCUGUCGAAAAUUUUAUUAUUCGCAAUUAAAAACUUCAUAAUUCGUUUAAUUACAAUAUAAAGAAAGUCAUACUAAAGAAUUUACGACGAAAAGGUUCGAGUACUAUGGAAACUGAAUAUCUUAAUCAAAAUAUGUUGGCCAUAUUACGAAAUGAGCAAAUCUACGAUAUGGCCACGAUAUAUACUUACACAUCAAAAUAUGAUGUAGAAUUGCACAUUGUUCAUUACAUGAUUUGAGAUAUA